Molecule: messenger RNA, 1001 nt
Organism: Gryllus bimaculatus (two-spotted cricket)
Lineage: Eukaryota; Metazoa; Arthropoda; Insecta; Orthoptera; Gryllidae
Source: the annotation of a GenBank genome assembly
CCGCCCGCGCCGUCGCUCUCUCUCUCCACCCGAGACGCACCGCCCGACCCUUCUCGCGGACUUGUUAACGGGCUAAAGUGGGCCGACCUUCGUAGAGGCGCGGAGCAGCAGCAGCAGCGAGCGAGAAGAGAACAAGAGCGAGUCAGCUUUUGUCCCGGGCGGCGCGGAGGAAAACGAGAGGAGAUCGGGAAGCACGUUGAAAAUUGGCGGCAGGGGCGCUGCUGUUGGGAGCGAGAUGUUGUUAGCCGCGCCGGGACGCCGGUGGGGCCCGCGGCGGUGAGGACGCGGGCGUCCGCCGUCCUCGUCGGCCCCCGUCCCCGUCCCCGCGCCCCGUCCUCGUCCUCCUGGUCUGUCGCCUCGUCGCCGCCGUCAUGAACGCGACGGAGCUGGCCGCGCUGGCGGCCAACGCGACGGCCGUCAACGACUCCGACGCAGCGCUGGCCGUCACGGACGAGAUGGACCCGCAGUUCUACUCGUACCGCUACCGCAUCGUCGGCACGUUCUUCCAGGGCCUCGUGCUGCUCGUCGGGGUGCUCGGCAACCUCAUGGUCGUGGUGGUGGUGAAGCGCAGCCCCAGCAUGCGCAGUCCUACCAACUGCUACCUGGUGAGCCUGGCGGUGGCGGACUGCGUGGUGCUGCUGUCGUCGGUGCCGAACGAGCUGGUCAGCUACUACCUGGUGGGCAACCAGUGGCUGUGGGGGGAGCUGGGGUGCGCGGGCUUCGUCUUCUGCCAGAACCUGGGCAUCAACGCGUCGUCGCUCAGCCUGGUGGCGUUCACCGUCGAGCGCUACAUCGCCAUCUGCCAGCCCAUGCGCUCGCAGUCGCUGUGCACGGUGGCACGCGCCAAGCGCAUCACCGCGGCCGUCUGGGCGUUCGCGCUCGCAUACUGCUCGCCGUGGCUCGGCCUCACCACCACCAGGCCGCUGCGCUACCGGAAGCUGUGUUGGAGUGUGAAGAAAGCUAUUUACCUCAUCUCACCAAUAAUUUAGUUUAUAUUAACU